Messenger RNA from Armigeres subalbatus, 684 nucleotides. RefSeq names its product iron-sulfur cluster assembly 2 homolog, mitochondrial. Gene Ontology annotation, cellular component: mitochondrion. Gene Ontology annotation, biological process: iron-sulfur cluster assembly. Bases 178 to 606 code for a protein of 142 amino acids. The transcript is spliced from 3 exons. The record is from RefSeq and is a predicted model, not a curated record. Gene Ontology annotation, molecular function: 4 iron, 4 sulfur cluster binding; 2 iron, 2 sulfur cluster binding; iron ion binding. Lineage: Eukaryota; Metazoa; Arthropoda; Insecta; Diptera; Culicidae.
GUUACGAACCGGAGAAUUGAGAAUCGAUCAAAGUGUUGCAAGCGAGAUAGCAAGAUAACAUCACGUAAGUGGUCAAAACCUGAGAGUCAAAAUUUAGAAGCUAGUAAAUAUAUUAUUGAGCAGCCAUAAUACGAUUAGCAGUUAAAAAAAAAUAUUCAGGCAGUGUGAUACGACCAAAUGUCAUUUCCAAGCAUGUUGACCGGCAUCCGUGCUGGCAUUGUCCGACAGUCACAGGCGUAUCUGAGAGCUUCUCUAUUUUCAUCGCAGCCGACUGACAAAGGGCACCUGAGACUAAGUGAUACUUGUGUGAAGCGGCUGAAGGAAAUUUGCGAUGCAAAAUCGUUCCUGCGUGUCACGAUUGAGGGUGGUGGGUGUUCCGGGUUCCAGUACAAGUUCGAUAUAGACGACAGCCUUGCUCCCGACGAUUACAUUUUUGGUGAAGCCGAUGCCCGCGUAGUCAUCGAUCAGACAUCUAUCGAGUACGUGAGUGGAUCGACGAUAGAUUUUCAUACCGAGUUGAUACGAUCCGGAUUUAGAAUCAUAAACAAUCCAAAAGCCGAACAAGGCUGUUCUUGCGGGGCAUCAUUUGCCAUCAAAUUAGAUUAAAAUGGAUGGUUUUCGGAUAUAUUUAUGUUACAGAAAACCCCUAGUUGAUUAAUUUCUAAUAUAUUGUUUCGUGGUGCA